Funneliformis geosporum is the source of this 942-nucleotide messenger RNA. The record is from the annotation of a GenBank genome assembly. NCBI's taxonomy places the organism in Eukaryota, Fungi, Glomeromycota, Glomeromycetes, Glomerales, Glomeraceae.
AUGAGAAGUAAAUUUUAUGCUCCGAACACCACUUAUGCUUUGUCCUACAAUUCUGAUUACAUGAACUACUUGCAACAAGAGAAAGGUUGGACUAUAAAGAAAAUAGCCAAUUAUUUUGAAGCAAGCGAACGAACUAUUUAUCGGCGGAUUAAAAGUGAUAAACAAAAAGUAGGAAGAAAACUUAAACUGGAUGGCGAGGCAUUAGAAACUUUUCUUGCUUAUGCUGAUAGAGAACAUAAACAUACUCGUCAAGAACUAGCGGAUUAUGCCUCUCAUUUAACAGGACAGAAAAUAACUAGGUUUAUUAUUGGUCGAACUUUAAAAAAUCACCAGUUUACUCAUAAGAAGCUUUCUCCUCACUUUGCCGAACAAAAUAAAGCAAAAAUAGAAGAAUUUCAAGAAAGACUUUAUCCUUUACUUGACUUACCUAUUAUGGCUUUGGAUGAAAGUAGUUUUCCGCUAAAUAUGACUCCACGAUAUGGUUAUUCCAGAAAAGGAACUCGAGCCAAUUUCUAUAAGACAGGUAAGCGAGGUUUGAGUUAUACCCUAAUUCUUUGUAUUGCUAAUGUUAAAAAGUAUGGAGUAGUUCUUUAUCAAAUAGUUAAGGGCGGAGUUGAUGCUAGUGUUUUUCAUCACUUCCUUUCCCACGAAAAGAUUUCAAGUGAGGAUAAGAGUUAUCUCAUUUUAGAUAAUGCUAGUAUUCACCAUGCUGAUUGGGCUUGUAAGAAACUCGGUCUUACUUCAAUUAGGGAAUUAUUGGCUAGUAAAAAUAUUGAACCAUUUUACUUACCUCCUUACACACCAGAAAUGAACCCAGUUGAGUGUUGCUUUAAUUUUAUCAAAGGUCAAGUGAGAAGACAACAACCAAAAACUUAUGAAGAGUUAGAGUUAGCAAUUGAAAGUGCUUUAAAACCUCUUCAUGAGAAAGAUUUGACUGAUUGA